This is a messenger RNA of Pelobates fuscus (common spadefoot toad), 4617 nucleotides long. It is a transcript of the gene SEL1L3, whose product is annotated as SEL1L family member 3. The coding region runs from base 140 to 3496 and encodes 1118 amino acids. The transcript has 24 exons. Gene Ontology annotation, molecular function: protein binding. NCBI's taxonomy places the organism in Eukaryota, Metazoa, Chordata, Amphibia, Anura, Pelobatidae. The record is from RefSeq and is a predicted model, not a curated record.
CUGAGACACCUGCCUCAGUAAACAUACACGUCUCUCAGUCAAUCUCCCCUUCCACCUGGCAGGCUGUCCCCGCCUCUAUGCAGAAUACUGAGACAGAGAGAAGUGUGGCUGUGCAUGUCUUAGGAGGGAAGCACUGACUAUGGAGAUCCCCUGUACACACUGGCUGGACCCCAGAACCCCUCUCUUCCUGCUUUGCAUGGUUCCAUUGCUGUGUUUCGCGAAGGAGACCACAUCCAUUUCCAAAGAAACCAAGCAACCAUUUUUGUACGAGGAUUUUGUUAGGCUUCACAACUUGCCAAAAUAUGCUGCUGACUCAGACAUUUCUGUGGAAUAUAUGUGCACCAGGCCUUGCACGAUCCACGUCGAUAUCAUGGCUUCGUCCGAAUUCAAGACAGGAAUUCUAGUGUUCAAAAAUCGUUGGAAAAACAAAAAAUAUCUCAGAGAGACGCGGACACGUACAGUGAGCUUGGUGUUUCCGAGCAUCACGGUUUAUCGUAGUGACUAUUUUUACAGAAACUCCAUUGAUGUAUAUUACUCGGUUGUCAGAGCCUGGGUGGUGCACAAUGACAAUGUAAGAGCAGGUGCAAAAUACAGCGAAAAUAUUUUAAACGCGACAGCGAAAACCUUUGCUGUGUUAGAACAAAUUCCACUUCUUCAACGUCCUUACAGAGACCACCAGAUAUGUUUAUCAUGGUAUUUUGAAGUUACAUGGAUGAAAAGAGAACACUCAUUUUUUACCUGCCCGUAUGAAACUGAUGCAGUGAAAGUGCUUGAUUUUCCACUUGCAUCCAGCAGUGAGCACAAUGGCAUUAUCAUGAUGUUCGAUAGAUUUAGGAACAGGGAGCUGGAGUUAAGAAGACAGCAGCUCACGGACAAUAAUGCAAAAUUUACAUUUUCAGCCUGGAUCUUUUUGUUAGAUUUUUGCCCUAGCAAGGAAUGUGGAAUCAUCCACCACGUUGAUUCUAAAAAAAUGUACACCACCCCCUUGUUGUUUCUAAAUGAAAAAGGUCAAGUUCAUGUUCAGGUACAACUUGUUACUGGAGUCGAUGUAGCCAUGUUGGCCAAUCUCCAGAUUCCUCUCUAUGAGUGGUUUCGGCUUGACAUGACCGUUUACGGAAGAAAGAUAAUGAUGGCAACACAUACAGGAACAGACCUGCAACGUAAUAGUCAUCAAACCUUCAAUGUGGCAGACGACAUCUAUUUCGAUGAUACCUCUGGAUUUAUGGUUCUUGGAGGAAGCAAGUACGUACUUGGGAUUGAUGGUUUCUUUGGACCUGUCAAAUAUUAUCGUCUAAGGAAUUUGGAAAUAGAUGAGAUUUCAAACUCACUACUACAAGAAGGUAUUUAUCAACUGAUUGCUGGAUAUUAUCAGAGGUGCGCUACUGCUCAGGACAUUAUGAGAUAUUACUCCGAUGUAAUAUGGAAGACACAUGAAUCUCAGACUGAAGAUACUUCGAAGAACGAUUAUAUUGAACUCUAUUCUAAACAUGGACGUAAAACCACCUGCCCUGGGAUACCUUGGAAACAAGAGGAACGACAGCAAUUUAGCCAUUUCAUUAACUUCCUAAAAAGCAUAGAUUUAUCAGCAGAUUCUACUACUGACAUUUUACUGGAUUUGGGGAGAGAUCUGUAUGAAAGUAGCUUAAAUAAGCUGCCAUUCGGUGUCCACCAUCUUGGUACUGCUCUUCCUUCCUUAGUGGAUGCAAGCUGCUUGGGCUAUCACAAAGCUUCCUACCUCCUGGCUGUGAUGAAUGAAUUAGGCCUCGGUGUGCCUAUAGAUCCUGCCCAGGGUUUAUUAUAUAGCCUGGUCGGAGCACAAGCUAGUGAUAGGCUUACUUUACUCAAACUUGGAUACAGUCACUUCCAAGGUGUUAAUAACUAUCCGGUGGAUUACAGCGUUUCAUAUGCUUAUUACAUGAGUAUCGCAAAGAAAACCCCAAAAGAUCGAUGGACAAAACAUGAACAGGCAUAUGUGGAAGCCAUAAGACUAAUGGACGAUGAUAUGUUGAAAGAACAAACCAGAGAAGAUGAUGAUUUAUUCUUGUGGCUUAAACAGAACGCAGAACGAGGGGAUGCGCGGGCUCAGCACAGAUUGGCACAAAUGUAUUUUUGGGGUCAACAAGGUGUAACUAAGAAUACUGAUGCAGCCGUACAAUGGUAUGAGAGAGGCGCACUGGAGAAUAAUGAUCCGGUGUUAAUGUACGAUUAUGCAAUCCUCUUAUUUAAGGGUGAUGCUGUUCCGAAGAACAAGAAACUUGCUUUGAAGCUGAUGAAGAAAUCGGCUGCUAAGGGACAGAAUGAAGCACUUAAUGGGCUGGGAUGGUAUUACCAUACGUUCAGAAAAGACUAUGUGAAAGCUGCCCGAUACUGGAAGAAAGCAUACAUUAUGGGCAAUGCAGAUGCAGCAUUCAACCUUGGAAUUAUGCACCUCAAUGGCAUAUAUCCCGGAGAACCUGAGAUCAACGAAACGCGUGCUUAUGAAUUAAUAACCAGAGCAUCAGAAGGGGGACAUAUUGAAGCAACUAUACACUUAGCACAAUAUUUAUUCACUGGCAGCUUGAAAGGUGUUGCGAGAGAUCUCGAGGCAGCCAUACGGUGGGCGAAGAUUGUGGCCGAGCAGAAUGGACUCAUCGGGCAUGUCAUUAGAAAAGCUUUGAACGCCUAUCUGGAUGGGUCUCUAAAUGAAGCGUUUCUUUAUUAUGCAUUAACUGCCGAGGCUGGCAUUGAAGUGGCGCAGACAAACUUGGCAUAUAUCUGUGAAGAAAUUCCUGAACUGACAAGACUACAUGCGUCUAAUUGUGUCUGGAGAUACUAUAAUUUUUCAGUACACCAGAAUAAUCCUUCAUCUUUUGCUUUAUUGAAGAUGGGAGACCUGUAUUAUUUUGGUAGCAGAAAUCAUCCCAGAAAUGUAGAUCUAUCUGUAAGGCACUACACAGAAGCCGCCCUGCAGGGUGAAGCCCAGGGAUAUUAUAAUUUAGCACAACUUCUUCAAGAAGGGAUUUCUAUACCUGAACGCUUUUUACAGUAUUUGGAGAUUGACCAGUCUUUUUAUGGAAAUAAUGAAUCUCUUGUGAUGGAAUUGUAUGAAAGGUGCCAGAGUCACAGUAAUGAGGAAGUGAUAAGCCCGUGUUCAUUGGUGUUACUUUAUCAGCACGUUACUGCUGCAUGGAAACUGAUCCUUCACUCAGCCAUGAUCUAUGUGUUGGGUUCUUUUAUUCUCUCCCUGGCAGUUACAGUCUUUGUGCGAUGUAUUCAUGUUGGACAAGAAAUGUCUGAAUCAUCCGAAAAUUCCAACAAUAUGUCUGACGGGGAGAACAGAGGAUCUUCUGCCUUGGCACAAUCAAAUUUAGAACUUGCAGGUUUACAGAGAUGGUAUGUGCAUCGUUGGAUUCAGACCAUGGAGCAAACCCUAAGAAGACACAGAGAGUGGCUAAUGACAGCAUUGGUUGCAAGCAUUUGCAUGGUCUAUGUGUCAUUUUUAAUGCAGUCCGUGUGAGCAAAGAAAAGACGCAACACAAUUACUUUCUAACAAACCUCUGUGAAUGUGACUUUAUGAAGAUUCAGAAGUUCUGCUUUCCACAGGAGGCUCUGUCCUACAAAAACUGACAUUUCCGGCCCUCCGGAAACAACUUUAUAUAGUUUCAUUUUUAUUUAUGCAUUUCAGUGUGGUCUCUAUGCUGCAAUUCUUGUGGAAUGUUAUAUUUGUUUUGACUCUUAUUUAAUACCAGACAUUGUUGCAGGUUAUGUAAAUAUGCAGGUUAAGUAAAUAUUUAAUAGGCAGAAUUGUUAAAGGACACUAAUAUGAUUAUCACAUUUUUGAAUAAUGAUUUACAUAAUUAAACCAUCUAAUUCGAGCAAAUUAAUUUUUUACCAGUUCUAAUUUUUAACCAGGACUACUGGUUCUUGUUAGACCAUAAAAGAUAACACACCAAAACGCCAUGCACAGUAGAGCAAACCACUAGCACUGAAUUUAUCAUGUAAAAUGAUAGGAUACCUUUGUAUGUGUCAUGACUACAGUACAAAUCGCCCCUUGGCCUGAAUAUCAAAGUACUUAGUGGCUCACUGUACACUAAUUGUGUAACUAGCUAAGCUAAUAAAGUAUAUGGAACAGAAUUUACACAUGGAUAAAUUCUUCCUACGUGGGUGUUGUGAUUAUGGUUUACUGGAAUCUUAUCUCUACAUAAUCAUUUAUGAUUUAACAUAGUAAUUUAGACUGAAAAAAGACUUAAGUCCAACAGGUUCAACAUUUCCAUUAGUGAUCUAACAGAAAGGGUGUUUAAAAUAUUGGUCAAUUAUUUUAGCUCUAAAUAUUUUAGCUGGGCCAAAAAAAAUACAUUGUUUUAAUUUCAAGAAAGCAAAUUCCAUAUCUUUAUUGUUCAUUCUGUAAUGAUUUAGGUAAAAUCUCUUUUCAUUAAGUCUUCGUGGAUGAUCUCAUUAUCUCCUUCUAUGCAAAAUUGGAAAGGACUCCCAGGGUCCCAAUCUGAUUCAAUGACCACUGUUCAGACCUUGUUUUACAUUAUCCUCUGUGGAAACUCUGAUAAGAAAUUCAAAGAUCAUUCUCUUACACAGCUUACAAGUUAACCAUUUACAUGCUGCAUGCAAAUAGAAAGUUGAUGU